Aphanomyces astaci is the source of this 937-nucleotide messenger RNA. RefSeq lists its product as hypothetical. Lineage: Eukaryota; Oomycota; Saprolegniomycetes; Saprolegniales; Verrucalvaceae. The transcript has 2 exons. The record is from RefSeq and is a predicted model, not a curated record. Bases 91 to 753 code for a protein of 220 amino acids.
UUUACUGGAAGGUUUGGCACCGCCUUUUUCUUCGACAUAAUAUGGUGAUUCUCAGUCGUGAAUUGCCCUCGUAGUGCCUCUUCAUCGAUCAUGACGCAUGUGCUGACGAUGGACUCUCCCCCGCAACUACAUGCGAUGCUUCCUGGCCUGAAACGCCGCCGCGUGGAUAUCCCCCUGUGUGCCACCCCCAGUCUUCUUCCGUCGCUUUCACACAUGCUGAAACAUCGCAAAGGCGAUCCGUGUGACGAGACGCGCAACCCCAACGAAAGUGAUGGGGACAACGACCGCUGUGCGUGGUACGCAUUGCGUUUGCUAGGCGCGGCCGCAGAAAUGCACCGUACGUCAUCCGCGAUGACCCCCCGCCCUGCCCAUCAACGAGGGGCCACGCCCGAUGUGUGGUCGACUCGUCAAGUCCAAUCAGCUCAACAACUCCAGCAAGACGUCCCCUCUUCCACAUCGGCUCUACACCUGAUGCAUGCUCUACCAUUAUGCAUUGACAGUCGCAUUCCUCGACUUCGCGCCAUGUCGCCACUUAUCAAGUCGACGCGCAAUCGUGUUGAGUUGUCGCGGGAGCAGCGCGUGGCGCGGUGGCGACAGAAGCGACUUCGCCAGACGACUCUUCCAACAACCGAUCAUGCGACUUCCAUACUUGACAAGAAGAAGACACGGGCCGCGGGGAUUCGAAGACAACGAGUGCAAGGACGCUUCGCCCGCACCAGCAUGUUAGUUCCCAUCACAUCAUUCCAAAGCUAAGGGUUGUUCGCCGAGGUUACGCGAUGCACCAUCUUCGUACACAAGUUUCCCAAGUGCUACUCGUUACAGUAGUACUCGGCUAUAUAUAUAUAUAUAUAUAUCGAUGACUGUAGCUCAUGUCAUGUCCAGGAUGGACAUCAUCAUCUGGGCCUGCCUAUAAUUGAUGCCAACCCGCUGAAACUUC